AUGGCCACCACCAUGGACAUCUCUUCGAACCCCCUCGCCAAAUUCUCCCUGCGAACCCGCCAAAAUACAAUCCUGCAUACAGGGUACAUGGGGACCAUCAAGUACAUGCUCCAGACCCUAAUAUUCGAAGAAUACAGCACAGGUCUACACGCGCAAAUCGGUGUUUUCGAAGGCCAGCGUGUUGACGUUAAUACAAACGAGGAGGUAGACUGCAUUAUCAAGGUUCGGAUGCAACUCAACCCCGUCCUCAUCCCCCACGCAUCCUCGUCCUCCCGUGCCUCGUACUUUCUCGACCGCGAGUGUCGCGCACUCCGCGCAGCGCAGUACUCCGGUCGCACGCCUGACUUCGUCGCCUGUGCGAGCGAAGUGCAAGACCGCAGCGGGUUUUAUCCCGGUGGGUAUCUGGAUAUUAUUGCCAUGAGCAAGUUACCAGGGAAACCUAUCGCACAGUGUCUCGGCGCGUUGACGGCUGCUGAUUUGAAGGUUAUCAAGAAGGAUCUAGCCGUACUCCUCAAGUAA
Talaromyces proteolyticus is the source of this 519-nucleotide messenger RNA. RefSeq lists its product as uncharacterized. The transcript has 2 exons. NCBI's taxonomy places the organism in Eukaryota, Fungi, Ascomycota, Eurotiomycetes, Eurotiales, Trichocomaceae. The coding region runs from base 1 to 519 and encodes 172 amino acids. The record is from RefSeq and is a predicted model, not a curated record.